UUCAGUAACACCUUUAAAGAAUUAAAUCUGUCAUUGUUCCAUCCAAAAAAAGAUCAGUGUGACACUUACUGUGCCUUCAAAGCCGGGAACAUCGAGGCUGCUGUGUGGGAGGAACACUGCGUUAAGAAGGACGAGGCACGAGCAGAAAAGGAUAGGGACAAGCAACUUGCAAAUAACACCACCUCGGUUGCAUGCAUGGAUCUGCAGGGCCUUCUCCUCUGCCCAAAGCUUCAAGCGUUUUGCCCUCUACUUCAAAAUGAAGCUUGGUGUCCAUAAUUUUACCAUCUACAAUAUGGCAUCACAUGAAGCGACAAAUUACCUUUGGCAUGAGGGUGAGGGGGGGGUCUCUGCCAAUGAGUUUGCCUCCUGCAUUGUGGACUAUCUUGAAACACACCUCACUCACACUGAAUUCAUUCUUUGGAGUGAUGGGUGUGGUUAUCAAAAUCGAAACCUGGUCCUGAGCAAUGCCCUCUUAAAGUUUGCCACUGAAAGAAAAAAGCAAGUGACGCAGAAGUACCUUCAAAGAGGCCACACACAGAUGGAAUGUGACUCUGUGCACAGUGUGAUCGAAAGAAAGUUGAGGAACCGAGAUGUACAUGUUCCAGCUGAGUAUGCUGCAGUCAUUCGGGGAGCUCGUUCAACUCCAAAACCAUACGAGCUGAAGUAUGUUGAUUACAGCUUUUUCCAAGACUUCAGCAAAGUGAAAAUCUGCAAGUCAAUUCGACCUGGUAGCAAAGCAGGCGAUCCUACGGUGCAUGACCUCCGAGCAGUCAGAUACAAUGUGGACGGCAGUAUGGAGUUCAAAUUACUCCACUCCGACAACUGGCAACCCUUCACAUCCCCAUCCCUGAGGAAGGCGUGUGUCAGCGUGGCCCCACUCUAUACAUCCCCCCAGAAAAUUAAAGCACUGAAGUUCAAGCACCUUCAAGAACUGAAACAUGUCUUACCGAAGGACUUUCAUCCAUUUUAUGAUGCACUUGACCAUGAGUGAUGGUCAGCUCAAAUAGCACAAACAAUAACAUACACACCACUAUUAAACAUUAUUUAUUUAUUUAUUAAUAAAAGCCAGUGUGGUUUUUCUGACUACCUAUAUACAUGUCUUAUUGAUUAAUGUAUUAAUGAAAUGUUAUAUUUAUUGAGUAUUGACAAGUAAUUGUUUAUGUGCAUGUUUGAAAACGACUUGGUUUUAUCUGUUGAACUCUUGGAAUUCCUAUCUGCCAAUCUGACAGGAAAGACAUGAUUAAAAUCUUGCAUUUAGGCAAGUUGCUAUUUUAUAAUUCCACCUGUAGUAGCAGUAGUGAGUCUAAUUAGCCGUAACUGCUUAAACAGGAACGGGCUAGUUGGAGUUUAGUGAAAUGGCAGCUUCAUUUUUCCUUUUCUUUUCUGCAAUACAGUGCCAAAUAAAUAUUCUUUUGAUGAUAGCCUGG
Gadus chalcogrammus (walleye pollock) is the source of this 1427-nucleotide messenger RNA. RefSeq lists its product as uncharacterized. The transcript has 2 exons. Bases 257 to 991 code for a protein of 244 amino acids. Lineage: Eukaryota; Metazoa; Chordata; Actinopteri; Gadiformes; Gadidae. The record is from RefSeq and is a predicted model, not a curated record.